Molecule: messenger RNA, 2850 nt
Organism: Zygosaccharomyces rouxii
Lineage: Eukaryota; Fungi; Ascomycota; Saccharomycetes; Saccharomycetales; Saccharomycetaceae
Gene: SVL3
Product: Svl3p
Exons: 1
Coding region: 1-2850 (949 amino acids)
Cellular component (GO): cytoplasm
Molecular function (GO): oxidoreductase activity
Source: RefSeq, a predicted model, not a curated record
AUGUCGUCGUUACUUAGAGUUUUGGUCGUUGGUGACAAUUCCAAUACACUGCUAUAUGCCUCUCGUUUCCGACUGGCAAAGAGCGUUGAGCUUUAUCACGUCAGUGAAAAUAAAUCUAACCAUUUCGAAGUGGAUACUUUGGCGUAUGGACAUGAUUCAUUUCAAUUAGACAACCACUUCACAUCGGUGGCUCAUUUAGAGGAAGCAAUGAAACAAUCGGGUGAGACCGGAGUCAUAUUUGAUCUGAUCAUAUUAAGUGCUAUGUCAUUACAAGAAAUGUCGUCACUGGCAAUGCAAUUGAAUCCAAUGAUCAAUAUCAACUCAAAGAUUUUUUUGGAAUCUAGCGGAUUUGUUCAGUUGGAACAAUUUGUAAAAAUGUCAAUGGAUUUACCACAGUUAAACAUCUUUAGCAUUGUAACGGAUUAUGAUCUUCGUGAAGUGCGUCCAAACCAAUACAAGCAAUUUGCAGCGCCAGGGGCGCAAAAUUGUAUUUAUUUGGGUGAUUCAAGCUCAAUCUCAUCGAAAAAGCAAAGCAGCGUUGGUGCUAGUCCGGCAAAAUAUCCAAAAAGUGUGGGAACUCUUUUAGCUACUUUCCAGAAAUUAUUCGAAAAAUUGUUUCCCCAAGAUAAAAUCGAUCUCUGUAACGGGUCGCAGGCUGAUUUCUUGUCAACUAUGUGGACCAUGGCCAUUCCAAAAAUAUGUUUUGAUCCAUUGUUAAUUCUAUUAGAAGAGACUGAUCCACAACAGCUAAAUCAUCAAGUUUUGGCGAAGCCAUUGAUUUCAGGUUUAGUCACUGAAGUUAUUACAAUCUUAAAGAGUAUGGGUGGUAAAUUGCCAACUCAUUUAGAAUCUGAAACUGAACUUUUAGCACAUUGGCAAUCCUCCUAUGCUGGUACUGGUGAAAUGCCAGCCGCUGUUUACCAUUUUGUUAAUCGUACUUCUCCAUUGAACAUCGACAUGCUAUUGUUACAGCCAAUUUUGUUAGCCGAUGAUUAUUACAUCAAGACCCCUUAUUUGGAAUUCCUAUACUCAUUAAUGUGUCAAUAUCAAAAGUUGAAUGACGGUAGUUCUAAAUGGUUUGUGAGAAGAGAAACUGAUGAAUUGCAAAAUGGUGGUAGUAACAAUAUUGCAGUGUUAACAGAUGAAAAUGAGCACUUGCAAUCCCAGCUGGUCGAAGUUCGUGAACAAUUGGCAGAAAAAGAUUCGCAUUUGAGAAAAAUGGAGGCAACUGCUCAACAAUCUGGAUCUCAAGUACAGGCUUUACAAAACCAAAUUGCAUCCUUGAGGGAAGUUAUCGUAGGCCAAUCCCAGAAACACGAUGCAUUGACUCAAGAAUUGAGACAGGCUCAACAACAGGCUCAACAAGUUGCACCUCUACAACAGCUACGUGAUGUCAAUGGCUCCAAUGAACAAGAAGGCUCCUUCACUAGUGCAGUGGGCGAACCACCUCGUGAAACUACUAACAAUAACCCCUAUUCUGAGAAUUAUGAGUCAAGCGGUACUCCAGAUUUGAGAGAUAUUGAGAAUUUUGCCCUACUUGGUGUAAGUUACGGUGAUACCCCACAAAGAGAUGCAUCUAAGCAGGAACAACAGCAGCAGCAGCAACCACAACAGCGUGCUGCGCCAGUCCAUCCAACUCAGCAUACUCCACCUCCAACAGCUACAAAUGUGAAUGGGGUCAACGGUGUGCCUGCUCAUUCAACGGCAACUGGCGGUACAUCCGAUUUAGACAGAUCUUUGAAAGAACGUGAGUUGGAAAUACGUAGAAAGGAAUUAGAAUUGCAAGAAAAAGAAUUGAAUUUUCAAAAGAGAGCUGUUCAACAACAACAACAUAGACAACAUAAAUAUGCUGGUGUUGCUGCUCCCGUCGGUGGGCCUGUUGCUGGUGGUGGCCCACCUUCCCCCACGUUGGGAUCAAGUAGAAAACCUUCUCACCCACAAUUGCAACAAGCACCAGGAUUGCGUUCCAAUAGAACGAUGCAUGGAGCUACACCAGGUGGAUUCGGACCUGGUGGUGGGUAUGGUGAUCCAAUGACUGGAGUCAAUGGUAAACCUCCUAGAGCCACUGCUGGUCCAAGUGGAUACGGGUUACAAGCCGCUGCCCCAUCACAACCUCAGGGACACUAUCCACCUCAUGCAAUUAAACCAACUAGUAGAAAAAACAGACACAGUAAUAUGCCAACUAUUGGCAAUGCUUCCAGCGUUGGUUUCCGCGAUUACAGCAGACCAACUGCUAGCGCUGGUGCUCCAGUGGUGUCAUCACGUGUCAACUCUAUGUCUACAGGUAAUCUGCAAAGUGUGCCGGUGCCUAAGAGCGUUAGGCAAUCAAGCGUUCCUGGUAUGAAUUUCCCGGGCAAUGGAUCAAAUCCAAGACUAGCAACUAAUGGUAGAGCUCCAGGUAUUAUUGGUCCUAGUAGUACUGGUGCUGGUAAUAAUGGUGUACCAGGAACUACUGGUAAUGAACUUAAUAAAUCAUUUGGUAGUGCCAAUUCAGGAACGGAUCCAACACAUUUAACUCCUGAUGAUUCCCAAAAUUCUGUAGCUCACCAUAUGAACGGUAACAGUUCUAAUUUACAAGUACCGGAAUUAAACAAUUCUGAGAAUAAUGGUUCGAGUGGACCACAACCACCAAUUUUACAAGUCAAUGGUACCGAACCAGAAAAACCAGUUGAAAUUAAUACAACAGCAGACACAAAUGAAGCAUCAGAAAUUAAUGAUGAAAAGGACGUUGCAUCCACAGGUGCUGCUAGCGUAGCUGGUGGUGGUGAUGAAAACGCUGGAACUGGUGAAAAGGGUAAGAAGAAGAAAUUUGGAUUGUUUGGUAAGAAGAAGAAUAAGUCCAAGAAAUGA